CCCCAAGUCGCGUUAGAAGCACCGCGCGCUCUCCGUUCCGCGGGUCAAAACACGCGGUAUGUUGCAAAAAACACCCACGACGCUACAGGUGCCCUAAUCGCCAGCCACAUGAUAAAUGACAGUGUUUUUUCGACCCGACAGCCGCGCCCGACCAGUUGAGUGGUAGGAAAUAGACGAUACGAAUAAAUAAACAAAGUUUUGUUUAUUCUUUUUUGUUCUUUUAUUCUUCAGAGCUUCCUCACUUGCGUGCUUUUUUUGACCGUUACCAUACAUCAUGACAAUAAACUAGCCGGCGUUCACCGUGAAGUUUUUAAUAAUUGAAAAAUGUUCGGAAGAUUAAAAUUGUGAUAAAAUAGUGCUAGUAAGUGAUAAGAAGACUCCGAGUGAUGGUUUAAGUGAUGUGAUAAGGAACGUUUAGGCGAUGGUGCGGUUUCUAGUGACGGCAUGGCUUUCUGUACUCAUCCUGUGCUGCGGUUUAAGACAAGGAAGCGGUCAGGCGACGGACGUGGACGUCCGUUUGGUGUCACCCGCGUGGGUAGCUCGGGGCGGUUCAGCGACGCUGCGGUGUCUCCAUCAAGUGCCUCCACAGUUGUUAUACAAGGUGGAGUUCUUGAGGACCGGCACCAAGCUGCUGCAGUAUGUCAGGGAGAGGGUCCCGCCUUUUACCAGCUAUACUUUCGCUGGAGGAAGGGUUAAUAUGACUUUAUCAACGGAAAAUUCGAUAACUAUCGACAACUUGGACCCAUCGGCGUCAGGGCUCUAUUGGUGCGAGGUGUCUUUGGAGACACCCAUCUUCACAGCCGCCUCCAAUCCAAGACAGCUUACUGUUGUAUAUUCACAAAAGCACCCGCCGAUCAUAACGUUUGGUAAACCAGACGUGGUGGUUGGAGGGUUGUUACGAGCCAACUGCACGAGCGCGCCCGCUGCGCCCGCGCCUCGGCUCACGUGGUACAUUGACAAUGAAAAGGUCGACGAAGAAUCAGUGAAAUACUUCUCUUACCGGGUUUCAAGCUCCACCCGGACGAAGGGCGGCGGUGGCUACCGACAUAGAAAGCACCAACAUCGCUACAUAGCCCCGGAGUUUAACUACACGGCUAAAUACUGGGCUUUAGUCAGUGAGACCACUGUAGCCCCGCCGGUUAACGUGACCAAACAUCAUAAGUGCACUUUGAAGGAUCAGCAGAGCGAGGAAAUGGCUAAGAUACAAGAGCGGCCACGCGUGCCUCCCGCCAUCCCCAUCUCUCUAUGGGUCUCUAUAGCCGAGCUAAGGGCGCCCGCGCAUGGCAGGCUCCAACUGACCUGCACAGCCACCAUACCUGAUGAAGUCGGGCCCGGGGAGAAGUUCGCUGAUAUUAAGAAGCAGACUGUUACUGUGGCGGUCAACGAACUAAGUUUGAAGAAGCCACAUUCAGACACGAGCCAGGCAAACGCCACCUCAAGCUGUGUACAAAAGUACCCGUUCUGGCUUCUCGGCUGUGGUCUCAUUCUACGCGAAUUUACACUCCAAUUAAAUUGAAUGACUCCAUGAAUCUCGCCUAUCCCCGAUCAAAUAUUUUACCUGCGAAGCGGCUUAUAGAUUGUAGUUUCAAUAUUUCUUAGGUACCCUUUAUUUAUACUAUACAACUUUGUGUACCUUUAAGCUUUCUCGUCUCACUUUCAAGGAAUAAGGUUGUCCUAAAAACUUUGUUUUGCUAAAUAAAUGUUUUACAAUUAUACACCCUUAUAUUAUAUUUAUACAUCUAUUCUGAAGUUGAACAUUAAAAAAAUCUUGCUUAAGAUAAAAUAUUUUAAAUGAAAUCAAAUAUAAAUAUAAUUUCACUGUGUUCAUACAUUAAUGUUAAAAUGUAACUAGAGUUUAUUGUUAAAUUGUGUAUUAAUUUUAAGAUGGUGUUAUUAUUUUUAACAAUUCUACCUUCGGAUGUGUCUUUUUUCUUCCUGAGCUUUUGUACGUCAAUUAUACCUAUCUGAUCUAGUUACUACAGGGUUCCAAGGUUUAACCAAACUAUCGCUAUUUUUAUUACGAUAACGCAUUUAAAGGCUAUUUCUGGAUAUCUAUCUAACUGCAUUGGAAUAGCUAACAUGUUAAUGAUAAAUCAUAAAAAACAAUAAUUACAAUAAGGUAGAUAUUGAUCUCAUCUGUAAUACAAUGCUGUAAGUGUGAAAUUUCUCGAAAGUUCCAUUCAAUAACAUCAGAAUAAAUAACAAUAGAGUAAUAUUGAAUGUUCUGGAAUAUAAUUCUUUCUCGCUGCUGCUUUGAGUGUUGUCUUACCCCUAGAUUAAAGGUCAUCAUGAAAUAUUCAGAACUAAGUUCCCCAGAGUUUAAAAGUGCGUCUACGUUCCCUGUUCAUUUUGUUCUUCAAUAUUUAAAUUAGAUAUUCCUUUCCCAUUUUUAGAUCUAAGAUUUCUAGAAUAAUAGAAAAAAAUAUUUAUAAAACGAAUACAAUUUUGUUUUUCCUCGUUCGUAAUCAGAAUAUUUCAUGUUGGUAGGUGAUUUUCAAAGUGAGAACGUAUUUUGAGAAUUAAAUUAUUGUCUAAUAUAUUUCAGCAGAAUAUUUUCGAUAUGAUUAGUGUUACGCUGUAAAGCAGAGGUUAUGGUAUUUAAUCGUAAUUGCCUUGUGGGGGAGGACUUGUUUGGGGAACAAUCUGAUUAGCCCCUUCGGGUGAACUCGGCCCAAAUGAAAUUACACAUUGGGGAGGAAUUACCUCGAUAUUAAUGUAUGAUUGCGUUUGUCCGGAAAAACCUGUUUGGGGGCAAAUUGAAUUAAGGGUUCCGUGACAAGACUUCGUCCCCCUCAUUGGCGUUGGAAGUCUUCCUGCAGCUCUUUACACUGACUAUUGUAGAAAGUUUAUUUGUUAGGCUAAAAGAUGUGAUAAGUUAAGAAAAUGUGUAUAUUGAAGCGAAAUAUAUUUUAAAAAUAGAUUAAUUAUUUAUGUGCUAUUGUAUAGAUGAAAGUAUAUGAAUAAUUGUAAAAUAGAUACAUUUAGGCGUAUUAGGUAAAAUCCAGAAACGCUGAUAAUCGCUUCUAUUAUA
Helicoverpa armigera (cotton bollworm) is the source of this 3031-nucleotide messenger RNA. RefSeq lists its product as uncharacterized. The transcript is spliced from 8 exons. The coding region runs from base 422 to 1516 and encodes 364 amino acids. Lineage: Eukaryota; Metazoa; Arthropoda; Insecta; Lepidoptera; Noctuidae. The record is from RefSeq and is a predicted model, not a curated record.